AGUGUGAGGGGGGAGUGGGGGGGCUACAGCUGCUCAGUGACACACACUCUGACGACCAGGACCCUGAAACCUGGAGCUUCGCUGAGUUUCACACAUGUAGGGUUCGACUGGAGUCACUUCCUCGGCGCUGGAGCUCAGUGGAUCUCUGAGAGGUCGGUUCUGCGGUCGCUGCAGACUGGACUGAGAGAACAAACACGUAGAUCACAGCUCUUCUUCAUGGUGACAGGAGUCUCAGGUCCCCGCCUCCUGGUCUCCAUUACUCUGAUGUGUGAGACUGAGAUCAGAGUGAACGAGCCUCCAACAGAACCACCAGCAAGGUGGAGAGAUGUCGAGGCCUCCUUCCUCUCAGACGACCCCCCAGCUCUACAGGGUCAGUGACAGAGACCUGACCGAGAUCGAGCUUCACUCUGUGGACUCCAUCAACGACCUGCAUCGAACACACCACGAACACAAAGGGAUGCGGCCUCCUCGUCCUGCUUACACACCGUCUCCCAAUGGAAACCUAUUCACUCGUGACAUCACAGCUGUCAAUCAAAGAGGUCCUCCUGUCAGCAGCCAAUGGCAGAGCCAUCUGCAGGACAUGUUGACGCCCAGUUCAUCUCGAGCGUACGCGCUGGGCUGUGCUAUCAUCACUCUGCUCCUGCUAACUGUGUUCCUCAUCUUCUACUUCCUGGUCCAGCAGGGCGGCGCCAUCCGGAUGCUGACGGAGGCAGUGAGGGAGAAAGAGGCUGCAGCCACAGAGCUGUCUCUGCUGAUCCAAGAGCUGCAAGCACUGAGACACAACCUGACAGCGACGAGAGGACGGACAUGAGGGACACCUGCACAGGAGACCAAACACACCUGAUGUUCACUUUUAAUAUUAGUGCAGCAGACAACUGUAAUAAUCUCUCAGCACCCGGAUCAGUCUGUUAAUUCCUCCGGAGACAUUCAUCUGAAAAAUCCCAUUAGACACUUCAAAUUUAAAAAUAUUCAAAAUGGCCGCCAUUUCUGGCACAAGAAACACAUUUUAAUUUAAUUUUACCUGCGAGACGGAUCUCAAAGAUCUGAGUCAUGAAAUGUUUUAGACAGUGAGGACGUUAAACUCACCACUCUUCUUCAUGUUUGAACUGUUGUUCAUUAAUGCUGCAUUCGGUUUAACGUCCAUGUUCUGUUGGUUGUGUGAGGAAGUCGUUCAGCUCUAAUUAACAAAGAGACCAGACUCCUGUAGUGAUUAAUGUCGUCUGUUAAUUAGCCUCAUUAGCCUCAGUGUUUCCUGUAGCUGUGGUGUGGGUAAAAACAGAUCUCUGCUUCCCAGCAUUUUCCUCUAUGUAAACUUACUGUAAUAUUUUUGUAUUAUGGAUUUAUAUGUGAACUUCACCUUUAUUAAAAUAAACAAAAAUAAACAGAUAAAUUCACAAAUGUA
This is a messenger RNA of Seriola aureovittata, 1402 nucleotides long. RefSeq lists its product as uncharacterized. The transcript is spliced from 5 exons. The record is from RefSeq and is a predicted model, not a curated record. The coding region runs from base 326 to 811 and encodes 161 amino acids. Lineage: Eukaryota; Metazoa; Chordata; Actinopteri; Carangiformes; Carangidae.